Molecule: messenger RNA, 4986 nt
Organism: Theileria orientalis strain Shintoku
Lineage: Eukaryota; Apicomplexa; Aconoidasida; Piroplasmida; Theileriidae
Exons: 10
Coding region: 1-4986 (1661 amino acids)
Source: RefSeq, a predicted model, not a curated record
AUGGUUGAAGAUGGAACUAUCAUUCCGUCAAAAAAUGUUCUGUUUAGGUGGGAUCCCCGUAGUCAUUCGACAAUUUUUGACACACAGACACCAACAGAAGAUUCUUCUUACCAAAGGAGAGGCUCGGAAUACAAAAACCAACACACAAUCCAAGAUGUACUAGAUAAUCUCGACGACCAUGGAAAAGAAGAGCUUAGCAGGUCACUUAAAGAUUCCACAACUCAGGGCUUGAACAUGAACCCGGAUUUAUUGUCAAAGGGGCGAGAUAAAAGAGCAGAGUUGUUAAAAAAUCUAAAGAAAAUACAACUGCACAAUACGAGGGACUGGCUAGGAUCGAACAGUAGUAGAUCGAGCGUGAACAAGGUGGACACACUGGACAGAAUGUCAUCGAUGAUAAUAAACCCAGAGUUCCCAAUGAAGCACGAGGCAGUAUUGUACAGCAUACAGCUGGGAAAGUCAGAUUACGAGUUCUAUAACGCACUGAUACUGACUAAGUUGAGCAGAAUGAGUAAUAUCGCGAUAUUGGAGCUUAUUAGACAGCCAGUGUACGUGCGAAACAGGAUCAUAGUGCUGACGGACAGAAAGACCUGCACGUGCCCUCUGAGUGUGCUGACGAGGCCGCAGCCUCAACAACGCCAUUUUCUUCACCAGAGAGGGCCGCUCCUUCAAAAUCAGCGUACUCAAAGAGGAUUUGGAGAUGGGUUUUUCAAUAGGUUAGUGUCGCCACAAUCGACGUUGAUGACGCAGAACAUAUUCGGAGGAGAAAGGACUUACGCGAAUAUGUUCGGACUUGACAAAAAAUCGGAAUCGGAUAGAAUGGGUGAACAAAUAGACGAUAAUGAAAUAGUGUGCCCGUUUCAUGAGCCUAUGGAGUUGCCUGAAUCAGUUAAAAGCCCAAAAGGAUUGUGCGGAGUGAUCGAGUACUACAACCUCUAUUAUAAGUACGAUGAGAGGAAGGUGGACAAUAAAAACAGCCACGUGUUAUCGCUGUUCAACAUAGGCUCAGAAACAUGGUUAAAAGAUAAGCAAGAGCAGAUAAGACGGAAACAGAGUUCAUAUAAAGUGUUUCAAUAUAAGCUGCCAUCUAAGCUGUUGGCAAUUAACCACGUGUACCUGAGAGACUUUGAAUACGAAAGAUACUACUCAGCAAGUAACAUGUACAACAGCGGAGUGAGUGAGGAGGAGCCUGUGGGUGGAGAAAAGGGAGUGUAUCUGUCGAAACUGUACUCAGGAGACGCACUAUUCAUGGUGACGAAGACGGAGAUAAUAAUAGCGCUAAUUCACAUGAAAAUGAACAGCGAGGCAAGAGGUGACGGAGAACUGAAGCUGAGCGUGAUUCUGAGGGACGCCAACCACAGAAUAGACGUGAAGGAGGUGCUUAGCCACAGAGAAACGGGAAGAAUAUUCAUGCUGGAGUCGAGCAGUCUGUUGUACGAGUACCAGUACCAGUUGGGGCUGACGCCAACAUCUCUGAAGGACCACAAGGUAGUGAGGUACAUAUACAAUCGACUGAAGUACACGAAGCACGUGCUCUUUGACGCGGUGAAGAGCAAUAGGACGUAUAAUCUGUCAAAAAGCGGGCCUGAGGGGAACCGGAACGAAAGAACAGUGGAAGUAGAUGAGUACGGUAACGAGUAUGGCCACGAAAAUAGAAGAAGCGGAGAAAUCAAAGAAAUGUGGGAAGAGGACAACUGCCUGAGCUCUAUGGAAUGCGCGGUGACGAAUACAACAUGUUACUACCCGCCGCUGCAGUGGAAGGAGAUUAAAAGGAUGGCACAGAGAGUUAGUGGAAUCACAAGGUUGUUCAGAAGAGAAGCAGACACAAAGGAAACGUGCAGAUGCGGCUUCGGCUGUAGGUCGGAACAAAUGAAGAGGAACCUGAAGUGCAUUAACCCGUGGAACAAGAAGCUGAUGAAGACGGGAGAAAGCAUAGCAGUGAUGGACCAGAACAGAUGGACGCUCUCAGUGCUAAACACGACGAGCGGAGACCUGAGUGUGUUUUACCUGCACGGAUACACGUCGGUCGAAGAAUACACGACGAACGUGCAGAACCAGGAAAGAGUGUUCCCGUACGACCUGACGCUGUACAACCUGAAGCACGGAAGCAUCAUGAGUACCCUGGAGAGGCUGGGGUACACGAGGUUCGCGUUCGGAGCGCGCUUCGUGAAGAUACUGGCGGCGCCGCUGGACUUCGUGCACGGAGUGGACCUGAUUCUGGUGGACAACAACGGAGUGAAGGUGUUCGUGGGAUUCUCGAACUCGACACUUACGUCGCAGACGAGUCUGAUAACCUCGAGUCUGGCGACGAACCUGAGCGCAAACCUGACGAUGGACACAAUCAGAAUCAACGCAGUGAACGACAAGGCGACGUCGAACCCGAGUAAGAUUGAGUUGAGCGUUAAGGGGUACAGAAUGCCGUACAGACAGAUGGGAAGUAACCCGCGAGGGCCAUUCGGACUGUUCAGGUCGAAGCCGAGCGUGACGACGUUCCUGCUGGACAGCACAUUCAUGACGAUAGAGCCAGUGAGAAAGCUGCAAAACGGAACGCUGGUGAGAAUCGUGGUGACAAAAAACGACUCCUCGAGCUAUUUCCAGAGCCACACGACGCUGCCGCUCUCGAUCAACGAGGAGUUCUACAUGUUCAACGAAAACGCAGUGCAGUACAGAACUUUUGAAGAGAAUCAGCCUUUGGAGUACUACCACGAGUUCUACAUAAUACUGGACGAGAAGGAGAAGAUAAUAACAGCCGUCGAUGUUAAAGGAGUCAUCGGUAGAAGAAGUGAAGAUUCAGCAGAAAACAGUAGAAAUAGAACGAGUGCGGUAGACGGAGUUACGGAAGGCCAUGAAGGAGUGAAAGGAGUGGAGAACUUAUUAUACAUAGUAACGACGGAGAGAGUGUACGCAUUCAAUAAGCUGAAUGAGAGCAUGCUGCUGAAGUCGCUGAUCAAGUACCCGAAGAGCACACUGGACUUGAUAAGGCCGCCGCCACUGCUUAACGGAAACACAAGGAGUGCAGCUAGCCGCAAUAAUAAUAUACUCGAAAGCCUACGAAGACAGAGGCUAAUGGAGGCUGGAAGGGGUACUAAUGCGUCAAACGGAGUGGAUGAAAGAGGGCUGAUAAGGUACUUCAUGAGGUCAAUGGACGAUAACACAAUGCUGCAAGAAAUAUUGGACUCAAGUGGACCUGGUCAAAAUGGUGGCCAUAACAGAGAAGAUGGAAGGAGAGACGUGGAUGGACCGGAAGGCCUGAACAGGUACCUGAGUAGAAUAAACAGGGCCGACAGAGACGAGGAGGUCUUCAGAAACGCGUUCGGAGAAGAGAUGGAGGACCUGUGCGAGAAUUCGAAUGAAAUCAUAGGGUACUCGCUGUACUAUAUGUCCUGGCUAUACGGACCGGAGAACAUGUUUAAACAAAUAUUCAAUUAUCUGGUGGACAAGGUGGUAAACUACGUAGAAUGCGAAAUGAAUCAAGGGAAUGUGCUAGGAGGAGGAAAAGGUCCGGGAAUAAGAAGAGAAGGGUUGCGUAGAAGCCACAACGGAGAGGAGGACGUGUCGGACAGCGACGUGCUCUACAGCUAUUUGUUCGCAAAUCACGUGGAGGGCUACAGCGCAUUCAUAGCGAGCUUCGGAAUACCCUACAAAAUAUUCAACUACGUGGCGCCAGGAUGCUACUCGGUCUGCGAGGACGGCUUCGAAAGGCCAGUGAUCUCACCGUGGUGCAAGUUCGUGGCCUUUAGCAACAACAAGGUGAAGAGGAACAGAGUGGCGACGAACACGACGCCGCUGGUGGACGGGCUGUUGCUGCUGGUAUCGGAGUUGCUGACGCCGAUGUACUACAACAGGAUGUUCAACCUGGUGCCGCGCAUGUACACGUCACAGGUGACAAACCCAGUGUUCCCGCGCCAGACAGACGAGGGAGCUGAGGCAUCGAGAAUGGCUUACAAUUUUGACGGCACUACCGGUAUUAGCGGCAAGGGCUACGUGAUGGACGGCAUGAAGCUGAACAAGUUCGACGGCGUCAACGAGUUUGUGGUGGGCGAGAGAGUGGACAUGUACCUGACGCUGGAGCUGGCAAUGGGCCGGAAGCGGGCGAAGAAGCUGCUGCAGAAGCUCUACACGCUGAGCAUGCUGGUCGACGAGCUCGUGCUGCAGUACGAGGGCUGCAACCUGGACAACGUGGUGCAAAUAAUGAGCACGCUCGCGCCGAACGUGGUGAGGAUGGUCCUGGAGCCGAACGUGAACCAGCAGGAGCCGUACCCGCCCUCGCAGACGACCCACUCGUACGGAGAGCCGACGAUAACGACCACGACGGUUAACGAGUUCUACAACGCGGACGGCAAUUCGGCGCACGACCCGAAGACAAUGAACAGAGUGCUGCUGUCGCUGCUGGAGCGGCUGAUAAGGGACCGCUACGCAAACGACCUCAGAACGCUGAAGGAGCUCUCGACGGUGCUGCAAGUAUCCCAGGAGUUCAUCGCCUCGGCACUUCUCAUACACAACAACGCAGUGCUAGGCGACAGCAACUACGAAUUCGACAAGAUGCUGGACAUACUGCACCUCUUGCCGACAAAGACGCCGAGAAGCUUCUUCGGCCCUCACGAUUUCAGCCUAAACUGGAGCGCCGAGAAGAAGUUUGUGUUCCCGUACAGCGCAAAGUUCACGUACGACUCGCCGAAGUCGAAGCUUAUACUGACGAAAACGCUGAUGAACCUAAUGUCGCGCUCGAACUUAAUAAACCUGUUUAUGAACAAGGAGUUCUUGAGCCUAUACAGAGUAUUAGUAUGGCUGGUGGGAGAAAACGUGUCAGAGUUUCAGAGGCACUUCUAUGGGCACCUCUUCACGUCCGAAGAGAUUGACAUCAUGAGCAGCUGCAACAGAGUAAAGUACCUCCAAAGACAGCUGGAUAACGCAGACGACUUGCCGAGAGCACAGUACAUUCAAACACUAAUAAGGCAGUUCACGGCCAACCGGCCAAACACAACCUAA